Molecule: messenger RNA, 1139 nt
Organism: Schizosaccharomyces cryophilus OY26
Lineage: Eukaryota; Fungi; Ascomycota; Schizosaccharomycetes; Schizosaccharomycetales; Schizosaccharomycetaceae
Product: DNA repair endonuclease Swi10
Exons: 4
Coding region: 233-997 (254 amino acids)
Biological process (GO): nucleotide-excision repair; mitotic recombination; UV-damage excision repair
Cellular component (GO): nucleus; ERCC4-ERCC1 complex; nucleotide-excision repair factor 1 complex
Molecular function (GO): damaged DNA binding; single-stranded DNA binding
Source: RefSeq, a predicted model, not a curated record
GAAGAUGUUGUUUUGUAAAAUUCAAGCUAUCAAAAAGUGCUGUUCAAACGAGUCUGAAAGCUGAGCUUGAUUAAAAAAAAAAAAAAAGCAAUAAACAAGAUUUACAAUAUCAAAAUCGAAAGGAAAUGUUGCUUUGGAUUGGAAAAGACAAAUUCUGUAAGCAAUACGAAAUUUAGUAACAUCUACUGCCUGCAAACACCCGAAACCCGUCCAAAACCUUUGACAUCCAUCCAUGUCAGACAUUGAUGAUGAGGAGUUUGAACAACUAGGCCUUACAGCUCUUGAACAGGUUGAGAAGACAAACACUUCUGGUAAUCAAGCUCAACCGAUUAUCCCUCAAAAGGUAUCAAGAGUUACAACUCAUGCGAUCCUUGUGAAUUUUCGACAGAAAGGGAAUCCUUUAUUGCCUCAUGUCCGAAAUGUGCCUUGGGAGUACGCAGAAAUAGUCCCGGACUUUGUUAUGGGGAAUGGGAUUUGUAGUUUGUUUUUGAGUCUUAAAUAUCAUCAUCUUCAUCCUGAAUAUAUAUAUGGAAGAAUAUCUCGACUAGGAAAGGCAUACAACUUACGAAUCAUGCUUGUCCUAGUAGACGUUGAUAAUCACCAAGCUUCUAUUCAAGAGCUAGUAAAAACUAGUAUAGUGAAUCAGUUUACCUUGGUCCUUGCUUGGUCAUCAGAAGAAGCUGCAAGAUACUUGGAAACAUAUAAAGCAUACGAACAUGUAACUCCUACUUCUAUUAUGGAGAAACCAUCUAUGGAUUACUUGACCCAAGUUCAGACAUGCCUUACCUCCGUUCGAGGUAUCAAUAAGAGCGAUAGCCUGACUCUUCUUUCUCAGUUUGGAUCCUUAAAGGGUGCAUUGUCCGCUUCAAGAGAGGAGUUAGAGCAACUCGAGGGUUGGGGCCCUACGAAAGUCAAUCGUUUUUUGGAAGCCGUACAACAACCCUUCAUGUCCCGUUCAGUUAUCAAAAAUCCCGAAUCAAUUUCGAAAGAGAUAUAAAUAAGAAGAAAAAUAAAUACGAACGCUGUUCAGUUGGCUUUCUACUUGACUAUAUGAACUACGCAUCAAUAAUUUACGAGCUAGUUAAUUGUUCAUAGAUAAUAUUGUAACGAAUAUUAUGUGUACAUUAAUUUCCCAAAAA